UAAUAUGGGAAGUCGUUUGGAACUAGCGUUUGUAACAAAGAUUGAAAUUACACGUUUAUAUGCUAUUUUCUUAUGUGCAUUUGCACAUAAUAGAAUGGUAUGAAAAAGACAAGAGCGAUACAAAGGAUAAAUAGCGAUGCAUCGCGAUGACGUAUUAUUUCAGAAUUCUUCAGGACGCAUUCUCAUGAAACAACCGAUGCGUUGCACCAUCGCACGCAUCAUGCAUAAAUAAAUGUGUACCGUUUGUACACACAUACACAACACAUGCACACAUAAAUAUAUGUGUAGGUAUACUUUUGUCUACUUUUGUAGAUGCGAUUCGCUACGGUGUGCGAUUAAACAUACGGAGAGAAGAUAGUUUGACAAUUGAUAGUCUUGACAGAUCUGACGUUCGAGACGCUGCGCGAUCUUUUGUUCAUUUCAUUGUCGGUCGACAAGUAGACCGAGUUUAACAAUGAGACAUUUUUGAGGCGAGGCUCUCAUGGACAUUACUUGUAAGAGUAAAAAACGCAUCCUUCAAAUGGAGCGUGUUUUCAAAGCUGUACCGGCGGAUUUAAGAGUAAAAAUGGAGGCCCUUGUGCACGAUUUGACUUUGGCACUUGAGGAAAGCAGCAGCAGCGCGAAUCUCAGACGCAGAUGGGGCAUUAGGAGAAGGGCACGUUCUACGGGGAAUAUUCGUAAGUCGGCUUUAAGUAUGAACAGACAUUCAGAUGACAGCUCAUCUUCUAUUUGCGAAGUUCGUAUUCCAAAAACUGCCAGUGUUUCGAAAUACCAAUCUGACAGCGAUGAUACAAAUCAGACCAAACGUUUCGCGCAUUUCUCGAAUUUAAAUAACGCCAGUAAUAUAGAAAGUGACUCAGUAAACGAAAAUUUUGUACCAAGAGCAAAUACAAGACGCAAGAGAAAAUUUAAAAAAAUGGCCAUUGAUUCUGACUCUAAUGCAUCCACUUCUCAAGCAGUGGCAAUUAUGUCAACUUCAACAUUUAGUGGGAAAAAACGUAUUUUUCGAAAUGACUGUAAAAAUAGAUACAGCGCUAUAUGGUGCGGGAAACGUAAGAGGUCGUGUAGAGAACGUUCCAUAGAUUGCGAGAUGAGAAUAUCUAAACCAACCAAAAAUGCAAAGCCGAAAAAUCGAGGUAAAAUGCAAGGCGAAGACACUGUAGAUCAUUCGCGUAUAUCUAGUUCAAGCAUCUCGUCUAGCGAUUCAGAAGCAGGUCUCAUUACUAACGAUGAGGAUAGGGAAGGAGACGAUGAACAAUCAGAUUGGAUCGGUGAGUCGAGUUGGCGAGACGAUGGAGAUAGCACCAGUGACGAUAAAACCACAUCAGAUUCGACUUUUCAAAUGAUACUGCAUGGCGAACACUCAGUAGCCGAAGCCAAGAGGAAUUAUAAACAAAGAAUACAACGGAUUCGCGAAGGUCUCAGCGGUAGAGAGAUCCGCGCUGGGCGACGUCAUGUCGAUAACAAACCGGGUUAUUCCAUCAUAACGUCGGCUAACGAGAAGGUCUCGCGAUUCCUGCAAGAUCCCACUCAGAGCGAGCUGAAACUGCAUCCUAUGCGACAACCCGAACGAGAGAAGCUACGUCGACUCGCCAACCUAUACAGUUUAAGCUUGAAAGGCGAUUUAGGCUGCCCGAUACUAUACAAAACGCGACAUACGACACAGGCUGUGUGCGUAGAUCAAGUGUCAUUGAACAGACUAUCGGACUAUAAGAGAUUGCGAAAGACACCCCCAAAUUCACCGAAUUCGGAUUCCACAAUGCAAACCGAAGAGCCACAGACUUCCAGCACAAGUUUUGGCUUAGAGAUUAUACAACAAGGGCAAAAUAUAUUAGCAGACUUACAAACAUUUUCUUCGAUUAAAUGGGACAACGAAAGUAUGGAUAUCGAGAUACAACAAGGACAGUCAAAGUUUCCUGAUUUUGGACACUCUAAAUCAAGUUAAAUAUAUA
Messenger RNA from Formica exsecta, 1952 nucleotides. Its product is annotated as G patch domain-containing protein 2-like. The record is from RefSeq and is a predicted model, not a curated record. The transcript has 6 exons. Lineage: Eukaryota; Metazoa; Arthropoda; Insecta; Hymenoptera; Formicidae. Bases 482 to 1945 code for a protein of 487 amino acids.